AUGCACUUGUCAGCUCUUCUCGUCGCGCUCACCUGUGUCUCCACAGCUAGCGCACAUGUCGCUUUGUGGGACAAGGGUAUGUUUGGAUUAAACUACCCAUAUCAAUCAGAUGAUCCUAGCAAUAACAACUAUAACAACAACGAGCCCGUCAUUCCAUUGAAACAGGUGGAUGCCCGAAGUACUGCUGGAUGGUUCGGUCAUGGUUUACUGAGCUUCCCACCAAAAUCGGGAGACUUCAUGGUUCUUCCAUCUGGCGGCACCUAUAAUGGUGAAGUCAGUUGUAACCGUGGUCAAACAACCUUAGGUGAUCCAAAUGACAAAACAGCCAAAUACCAAUAUGCCUGUCGACCUGACGGCGGUCAAUACUCCGGUGUCGGAGCAUUACACGUAAUGAACGCUUAUAACGGUACCGUCGACAAUAAAUGGUUCGGUGGAUCAGCUUUGGCUAUCGCAUACACCUCAGAUGUGAACAGUAUCAAACCAAACGAUUUAACAGUCAUUAGUGUAAAACAAAAUUCAGUAUGGGAACGUCAAAUCAGUUAUCAAAUUCCAGCAGGAUUACCCCCUUGUCCUGCGGGCGGUUGUUUAUGUACUUGGAAUUGGAUACAUCAAGGCGGUCAUGGUGAAGGUUACCCAAAUGAAAUUUACAAUGUCAUGUACCGAUGUCAAGUUACCGGUAAUACCAACUCUGCAAAUGUAGUACAAAAAGGAGCUAUCCCUAACAAGUGUGAUGGAAACCCUUCCGCUUGUGUCAAAGGUCCUAAAGUCCCAAUGUAUCUCUGGCAAGCCGAUGGAAACAAUCUUCCCGAUCUUGAUACACCACCAAACUACAAGGACAACUGGGGAUAUGCUGAUGGUGCCCAAAAUGAUGUGUUCAAACCCGCCGCAACUCCUGCUAGCUCCACUCCUCCCAAAGCAACUGCCACUGCUCUGCCCUCUGGUUGGAAAGCCUUAGGGUGUAUGACUGACAGUACUACUACUCGAGCUCUCCCUGGAGUAUCCAGCUCCGACGCCAACAACAACACCAUCCAAGGCUGUGUUGCCUCAUGCGCAAGUAAAGGUUACCUUUUCGCUGGUGUCGAAUACGGACAAGAAUGUUGGUGUAGUAACACCGCCACUCUCACCGCGGCCGCCAGCACAGAAUGUAACAUGGUUUGUCCUGGUGAUAUCUGGAGCAACUGUGGAGCUGGUGGUAGAAUCAACGUAUUCGCAAGUUCAAAUGCGCCUACUUCAGGAGAACCAACAACUGUUCCAGCAUCUUCAUUACCCUCCGGAUGGUCAGAUCUAGGAUGUAUUGUCGAUGAUCAAUCAAAUCGUGCAUUAAAUGGUGGUUCUUCAACAUCAUCAAAUAAUACCGUACAAUCUUGUAUCGCUAAAUGUUCUGCUCAAGGUUUCGCUUAUGCCGGUGUGGAAUAUGGUCAAGAAUGCUGGUGUGGAUCAACCGCUCGUCUUACAGCUGCAAGCUCAGGAUGUAAUGUUGCUUGUUCAGGAGAUCCUUCAUAUGUAUGUGGAGGAAGUAACAGAUUGAACGUUUAUUCUUCCAAAUCUUCUACGUCAAGCAUCUCGGCUUCUGCAUCUAGAUCAACGGUCGCCUCAACCAGUACCAUUAGUUCCAAGGUGUCGACAUCCACCUCCUCAAGUAAGGCUGCGACAUCUUCAUCCUCAAGCAAAGCUGUUGUGACAUCUUCAUCUUCAAGCAAAGCUGCGGUGUCUUCUUCCUCGAGUAAAGCUGUUGUUUCAUCUUCAAGCAAGGCUGUUGUCUUAUCCUCCUCAUCGAAACCUGCCACCUCUACAAGCACGUCGAAAGUAGUAUCCACGACCCCGCUUGCAGCUCCUACCAGUGCCAAGACUUCAACCACUACUACCAAGGUAACAUCCACCACUUCCAUUAAGCCCUCAACAACCACUACUAGCACUACCACCAUCAAGACAUCAACCUCCACAUCGGCUGCACCUGCUGCUACCACUUCCUUACCUGCCGGAUGGGUCUCAAGGGGAUGUUAUGUCGACUCAUCUUCUGCUAGAGUAUUAACUGGUUCAAUGGACUCGAAGACCGAUAUGACAUACGCCCAAUGUAUCGCCAUAUGUACCAAGAAGAACAUGCCAUACGCAGGUCUCGAAUAUGGUAAACAAUGUCUCUGUGGUACUUCAAUGGUCAGCCCCACUUCAGCGACGGGAUGUACCACUCCCUGCGCAGGAGAUGCUUCUGCAAUGUGUGGAGGUUUCAACAGAAUCACAAUCUUGCAACAAACAUCAACUGUGAAAUCUAGAAGAGAAUGGAAUGGUGAGAGAGGUCAACCUCCAUACUAA
Messenger RNA from Kwoniella shivajii, 2310 nucleotides. RefSeq lists its product as uncharacterized. The record is from RefSeq and is a predicted model, not a curated record. Gene Ontology annotation, cellular component: plasma membrane. Lineage: Eukaryota; Fungi; Basidiomycota; Tremellomycetes; Tremellales; Cryptococcaceae. The coding region runs from base 1 to 2310 and encodes 769 amino acids. The transcript has 8 exons.